Molecule: messenger RNA, 1599 nt
Organism: Lichtheimia ornata
Lineage: Eukaryota; Fungi; Mucoromycota; Mucoromycetes; Mucorales; Lichtheimiaceae
Exons: 2
Coding region: 1-1599 (532 amino acids)
Biological process (GO): regulation of DNA-templated transcription
Cellular component (GO): nucleus
Molecular function (GO): DNA-binding transcription factor activity, RNA polymerase II-specific; zinc ion binding
Source: RefSeq, a predicted model, not a curated record
AUGUCUUCUAAUACAACAACCACUGCUACCACUGCUACCCGAAACACUAGUGGGAAAAAGCCCAUUGAAUACUAUUUUGUUGAUAUGGCCAGCCCUGAUCGCUUUAGUAAGCUCAAGGUCUCGCAAGCAUGCGACUUUUGUCGUCGACGCAAAUCAAAGUGUGAUGUCGGUAUUCCAGGAUCACGGUCAUGCUCCAAUUGUCGCAAGGCUGGUGUUGUAUGCAUCUUUGCCAAACAUCGUCCACAUGGAGCAACAACACCAUCACCCAAGAUGAAAGCUGUGCCACCAGGAAAAGCAUCAUUCGUCUUCAAAAGCAAAAAAAGUAAACGUCAGCGAGUCUUGGUCAUGACAAGUACUACUUCAUCAACACCAACACAAGUACAAGCACCAGCAGCUGUCAAUGAUGAAGGCAAAUCAAGUCCAUCGUAUCAAAAUCUGGUGCAAUGGAUAUAUGGAGUAUUCCCACCUCUUGAUGUAAAUAACACAUGCACCGCCACGACAUAUCCAAACAGCAUGUCUUCAUUUGUAUACAGCAGCCAUCCACAGCAAUCCCUGGAAGAUUUGGAACACGAGUUGCUUGAUGUUUAUUUUUGUGACAUUCAUCCCUUUUUCCCUAUUCUUGAUGACCACCACCUCCACCAAGGACACAUGAGUCAUUUAUUACGCUGUGCGUUGUUAGCUCUUUCGUGUGCUGUUGCACGACCCACUAUGUUGACAUUAGCAUCAUCCUAUGCUGAUCAAGCGAAUGAGCAGCUUGAACGAUCACCAGCCAAUAUCGAUACAAUCCAAGUGCUGCUUAUUCUUUACAAGUACCAAGAAGUCAUCGCCGGCGGCUUAUCGCCUCUCGAGUACAGCACACCUUCCUAUCUUGAUCGAGCCAGGGAUAUGCAUAAUCGGCUAUGGGCUCUCAACGUGCAUGAUCCAGCAGUUCACAGGAUACGAUCUAUGCUCUAUUUGAUUGCUUUUUGGUCUGGACUAAUAGAGCAAAGAAGCACGUGGAUCAAAUGGUGCAGUGACUGUGAAGGCGCUUUGGAACACUUUUCGUCUGGACAUGGUGGUUUGGAUGCAUUGGUACAAAUCACCACACGCUAUCGUAAUGGCUCCUCCUUUAAUCAUGAUGACCCUCAUCACCCUCAUCACCACCAUUAUUAUUAUACCCGUACAACAUCACCACCACCACCAGCAGAAACAGCCCUUGAUGGAAGCGUCUUUGAGAUCUAUUGGAGUGUGAUCCACGAUAUGACAUUCUUAUCAUCACACAACAUUUAUGCAGCAGAACGCAUUGAGCAGCACGUAAGCCAUUUGCUGGGUACUGUUACACACCACGCUUGCAUUCUUGGCAGCCAUAUGCUUGUUCAUGCACUUAAGCUUGCACUGCAUACGUACCUUUGUUAUUAUGCUACAGCCACGAGCUCACUCCCUACUUCAUUGGCCGCCACCACAACCACCACCCAUGAUGAUGCUCGUGACGAUAUUGCUGUUUGGACACACGCACGUUUGACACAACUAUCGCAACUUUUUCAUGAGCUUGGUGCUCAACCAGAGAUAGGCAUCAGCAUACAACAGCUCAUCCAUAUGCUUUGUGAUGGUCAUUUGUAG